AUGAAGGGUCUCGAGCACAAAAAGGCAUUCGCUUCCAUCAUUUUCGAUGCCUCAGCUCCCAUCUCCAAGCAUUUCUUCUCUAAAGUUCCCCUAAUGGCUCGCACAAAGCAAACGGCCCGCAAGUCCACCGGCGGCAAGGCGCCGCGCAAGCAACUGGCCACCAAGGCCGCAAGGAAGUCAGCGCCCGCCACGGGCGGCGUGAAGAAGCCUCACCGGUACCGCCCGGGCACGGUGGCGCUGCGCGAGAUCCGCAAGUACCAGAAGUCGACGGAGCUGCUCAUCCGCAAGCUGCCGUUCCAGCGCCUGGUGCGCGAAAUCGCGCAGGACUUCAAGACGGACCUGCGCUUCCAGAGCUCCGCCGUGAUGGCGCUGCAGGAGGCGGCGGAGGCGUACCUCGUGGGGCUGUUCGAAGAUACCAACCUCUGCGCCAUCCACGCCAAGCGCGUCACCAUCAUGCCCAAGGACAUCCAGCUCGCCAGAAGAAUCCGCGGCGAACGCGCUUAG
Closterium sp. Yama58-4 is the source of this 504-nucleotide messenger RNA. NCBI's taxonomy places the organism in Eukaryota, Viridiplantae, Streptophyta, Zygnematophyceae, Desmidiales, Closteriaceae. The record is from the annotation of a GenBank genome assembly.